AUGGAUCAACAGGUAGAUCACCUUGUCAACAAGACCUGGGCAAAAUUCUGCUCAAUCCCAGACAAUGCGCGCCUGAUGAUCGCUAUCAGCGGCAUACCAGGUUCCGGAAAGACUGGUCUGGCAACAAUGAUGGCAUCACGGAUUAAUAAGAUCUAUGCAUCCGAGAACCCAACUCUGCCAACUUCGAUAGCCAGCGCCCUCCCAAUGGACGGGUACCAUCUGACUCGCGCACAGCUGGCUGCCAUGCCAGACCCUGUAUAUGCGGCCGCACGACGAGGUGCUGCAUUCACUUUUGAUGGAGAGAAGUUUCUUUCGCUCGUGCAGGCUCUGCGACAGCCGGUGACAAAACAUACAGGCAAUCUCUACGCCCCCAGCUUUGACCAUGCUAUUAAGGACCCCGUUGAUGGGGAUAUUGCCAUUCCGGCCGACUGUCGGGUCCUGUUUUUCGAAGGGAAUUAUCUUAGCUUGAAUCGGGAGCCGUGGAAUACGGCGGCUGCAUUGAUGGAUGAACUUUGGUUUGUGGAAGUUGAUUUUGAGGUUGCGAGGAAGAGGUUGAUUUCGAGGCAUGUUAGGGCUGGCAUCGCUAAGGAUGAGCACGAAGCGGACAAGAGGGCCAGAGAGAACGAUCUGGUUAAUGGGAGGGAGAUUGUGGACGAGAGACUGCCGGUGCAAGAGGUUGUUUUUAGUAUUUUUGAUCCCGUUUGGGAGAAGUCAUGA
Messenger RNA from Penicillium paradoxum, 717 nucleotides. RefSeq names its product kinase-related protein. The transcript has 2 exons. Gene Ontology annotation, cellular component: cytoplasm. The record is from RefSeq and is a predicted model, not a curated record. The coding region runs from base 1 to 717 and encodes 238 amino acids. NCBI's taxonomy places the organism in Eukaryota, Fungi, Ascomycota, Eurotiomycetes, Eurotiales, Aspergillaceae.